GCCUUCAAGGUCCCUCUUGUUAUACAGCUCACUGAUGACGAAAAGUUCAUGUGGAAAAAUCUUUCAGUGGAGGAGAGCCAGAGACUUGCCCGUGAGAAUGCCAAAGACAUUAUCUCUUGUGAUUUUGAUAUAUCAAAAACAUUUAUCUUCUCAGAUUUUGAUUAUGUUGGAGGUGCCUUCUACAAGAACAUGGUGAAGGUUGCAAGGUGUGUCACAUAUAAUAAGGUUUUGGGUAUAUUUGGAUUUACUGGUGAAGAUCAUAUUGGAAAAGUUAGCUUUCCACGUGUACAGGUAUAGCUUGCCUCAUUAUUUAUUGAUCAGUGGUGAAAUAUUUUUGUUACAGUGAUGCUUCCUUUCCUUCUUGUACUAUUAUAUUCCUACAUGGUUUUUUUGUCAUUUUCUAAGAGUUCAUAAUUUAUGCAUCUUUACUUCAAAAUGCAAGUGUUGUUCUUAUACAACUGAGGAAACAUGAUGUGCUAAGAGGAAACACCACAGUCAAAGCAUAAAGUGAAAUAAGAAGAACAAUUAAAAGCAGAUUUGAAGUUAUGGAAUUAAUCCUAGUGAAUAAUUCUGAAAAUAUGGUGACUUUAUAUAUUCCCUCUUUUCCAUUUUAGAUUUUACUUAUCACACUUUGUAAAAAAUGUUGACCCAAUUU
This is a messenger RNA of Rubroshorea leprosula, 655 nucleotides long. NCBI's taxonomy places the organism in Eukaryota, Viridiplantae, Streptophyta, Magnoliopsida, Malvales, Dipterocarpaceae. The record is from the annotation of a GenBank genome assembly.